GCCUGUCUGGGAUCCCACCUCGAGCGAGGAACCAGGGGAUGAAGGCGUCGGGGACCUGGCUCCUGGGCCUGCUGCUGCUGGGCCUGGCCCUGCGGGGCGCUGCGAACCGAGCCCACCAGCACUCCAUGGAGAUCCGCACGCCAGACAUCAAUCCUGCCUGGUACACGGGCCGCGGGAUCCGGCCUGUGGGCCGCUUCGGCCGGAGGAGAGCCGUGCUGGGGGAUGGACGGAAGCCUGGCCUCGGACACCUGCCAGCCUGCUUGCCUCUGGGAGGAGGCGCUGAGCCCGCUCACAGGGGCUGACAGCCUGCUCAUCCAGGGGGAGCUCCCGGAGCCGCCCCUCCUCCACAGGCUACUGUCCCUUCAGUCCUAAUAAAAGCAGCUGGCCUUCUCCACGUGCGUCUGUGUGGUGACAAAGUGGGAGGUGCUUUCCUUCCUGGGACCUUAGCCCAGCAGGACUCUCAGAGCCCAGCACCCAGAGGUGCCGGGACUUGACCAGGGGCACCCAGCACAGAGUUAGGGGGACCGGGACGUGCUGGGUCAUCUGCAGCCUGUACCAACCCUCCCCCAAGCUGCCCUGAAUGGCUACCGAGGCUGGGCACUGCACAAGGCCGCUGUGCAUGAGGCCCCAGAGGAGGGCAGCACAGCCCCUCAGCCUGACCUGUCCCUCUCUCUGUCCUAGUCCUUUUGCCCCCCCGUUGGUCCUCAGAGGAGAAAAAAAAGCAUGGGUUGCUUGUUUCCAAUACUCUAGGUUCAAGUAUUUCCCGCCCACGUUGCAUCCCUUUGCUGCCUGUUUCAAAUCCCUCGGGCCUGUCUCUGGGUCCAGCCUCAGAUGUAACUCGCUUUGGUGCUGGGAACACUCGCCACUAACUGGGCAACUGUGCCCAGCCCCUAACUUCUCUGAGCCCCGGAAUUGAGGGUUGUGAUAUCCGAGUCAUUCCUGAGCUCAGGUUGGCCCAGCACCUGCACGCCAGCCGACACGUGUGGAUGCUUCAUGAAUGAAAACCCCCUUCCCCAGGGCACCCCCGCCCCCCGCGUCCAGUGCUGGGGUGGGGGGUGGCCAGGUUUAACCAGUUGCUUCUGAGCCCAGAGCUCAGUGCCUGUCAGGCCUCUUUCUGCAGGGUCUCCUGCCCUGACUCCAGGACUCCCUCUGUCCGUCCACACUCAGGAGGGCUCAGGACACAAGUCCCGAAGGACCCCAGACCCCAGUGUCCCCUCUCCAAAUCCAGAAGGCGGGUGGCCAGCUGGAGGAGGCUGAACUAGCCCAGACCACCCAGGCGGGGCUUCCCAGCCACAGGGAGGCUGGAAGUGGGUCAGGGGCAGAAGUCCAGUCUGCUCCCAGGAGAGGUCCUGCUGCACUGACACCCCCCUCCCCGCCAGGGGGGGAUAGUGCAAUUGGGGACAGGAGAGGGGCAGGGCCUGUUCCCAAGGGGGCAAGUGCUGAGCCAGGCCUAGAGGAGUGGAGAGCCCAGGAGAGCAGUUUGGUGGCUCUUUGAAAACAAAACAUCGAGGAGGUGCCCUUGUGGU
Messenger RNA from Sus scrofa (pig), 1526 nucleotides. It is a transcript of the gene PRLH, whose product is annotated as prolactin releasing hormone. Gene Ontology annotation, molecular function: neuropeptide hormone activity; prolactin-releasing peptide receptor binding. Gene Ontology annotation, biological process: feeding behavior; G protein-coupled receptor signaling pathway; response to peptide hormone. Lineage: Eukaryota; Metazoa; Chordata; Mammalia; Artiodactyla; Suidae. The record is from RefSeq and is a predicted model, not a curated record.